UGUGAGAGGUGACCAAUAGGAAGCGGACAGGAAGUGUGUGUCUGUCUGAUCGCUGUUGCAGAAUGUUCGGAAAACUUUUCAUCUCGCUGUUUCUCCUCUUUAUUUUCCACAAUGACCCCGCUGACACACAGAAGAAAAAAGAGACUCUGAUGUCAGAGAAGGUGACUCAGAUGAUGGAGUGGACCUCCAAGCGCUCAGUGAUCAGGAUGAAUGGAGAUAAGUUUCGUCGCUUUGUGAAGGCUCCUCCCAGGAACUACUCCGUGGUCAUCAUGUUUACGGCGCUGCAGCCACAGAGACAGUGUGGGGUCUGCAAACAAGCUGAUGAGGAGUUCCAGGUGCUGGCUAACUCCUGGCGUUAUUCCUCUGCCUUCACUAACAAAGUCUUCUUUGCAACUGUUGAUUUUGAUGAAGGAUCAGACGUCUUUCAGAUGCUUAGCAUGAAUUCUGCUCCGACAUUCCUCCACUUCCCAGCCAAAGGGAAACCUCGCAAGACUGACACCUAUGAGCUGCAGGUCAGAGGCUUUGCAGCAGAGCAGCUGGCUAGAUGGGUGGCAGACAGGACUGAUGUACAGAUCCGUAUCAUUCGUCCUCCCAACUACGCAGGGCCUCUUCUGCUGGGCUUCCUCUUGGCUGUGAUUGGAGGCCUGGCAUAUUUGCGAAGACACAAUCUGGAGUUUUUGUUCAACAAGAACGUCUGGGCGUUCUCUGCACUGUGCUUUGUCCUUAUCAUGACCUCAGGCCAGAUGUGGAACCACAUUAGAGGACCACCGUAUGCACACAAGAAUCCCAGCACCGGUCAAGUGAGCUACAUCCACGGCAGCAGUCAGGCCCAGUUUGUGGCUGAGACGCACAUCGUCCUCCUCUUCAAUGCUGCUGUUACCAUGGGAAUGGUGCUGUUGUGUGAGGCCGCUACCUCUGAUCUUGACAUUGGAAAGAGGAAGAUAAUGUGUGUAGCAGGUAUUGGUCUGGUGAUGCUGUUCUUUAGCUGGCUCCUGUCCGUCUUCAGAGCAAAGUACCAUGGAUACCCAUACAGCUUCCUGAUGAGUUAAUGCAAACUGGCACCCUCCAACAAAAAGUAUGAACAGGAAACUCCUCAAACUGCUGUCAACCAGCAGGGUGCUGCCCACGGCAACGCUACUUUUCCCUUUGCUUUGUCUUCUAAUCUGUUGUGCCAAAUGUGUGCGUGCACACACACACACACACACAUUGUGCCUUCCUUUACAAAGACUCAACCUUUGCCAUCACCAGUGUGCAUUCUAACCUGCCCUACGCCAAAAGGUGUUUUCUAAGUUCAAACUGGAAUAGUUUUCUAGUGCAACUGCUACUGGACAUACAUUUCUGUAACCUUCUGUUUUGAACCGGCCAUGUGCUCUGUUCUGAUGUUUGUGUGUGGCUGAAACGACAUAUGAUAUUUAAGUGGAAGCAGUUAUUUCAUCCAGGGUUUCAUUGUGGUAACAUCUUAUACGGGUCCUGUAAUAUCCUAUCUAAGUUUGGGGGAAAAGAACAACACCGGUUGUUCCAGGAGAGAAUGUUUGAUGUGAGAUGAUAUUUGUAAUAUUAAAGUGCCUUAACUUCCUCA
This is a messenger RNA of Gasterosteus aculeatus aculeatus (three-spined stickleback), 1579 nucleotides long. It is a transcript of the gene magt1, whose product is annotated as magnesium transporter 1. Lineage: Eukaryota; Metazoa; Chordata; Actinopteri; Perciformes; Gasterosteidae. Gene Ontology annotation, cellular component: oligosaccharyltransferase complex. The record is from RefSeq and is a predicted model, not a curated record.